Thermothielavioides terrestris NRRL 8126 is the source of this 339-nucleotide messenger RNA. RefSeq lists its product as uncharacterized. The record is from RefSeq and is a predicted model, not a curated record. Bases 55 to 210 code for a protein of 51 amino acids. Lineage: Eukaryota; Fungi; Ascomycota; Sordariomycetes; Sordariales; Chaetomiaceae. The transcript has a single exon.
AGGAAUGCACCUGGGGUAUUCAUUCAUAUCUACAGCAGCAUUGGAAGCAAAGAAAUGAGUAACGCAGGGACUAGCAACGAAAAUCCAACAACCUCGGCACCAUCCUCACCCCCUCCUUCUCCCCGUUUCCCCUCCCCCCCUCAACUCGACCCUCCUGACCCUCCGGUCUUGCUUUGUUCCCCGUUCGCUGCAGCACAACCAACCAGCUAGCCAACCAACCAACCAACCAACCAACAAAACAACUCAGAACCCUUGAGAACAGUAGACAAAAGGAAAUGUAGAAGAGAAGCAGCCAGAAAAGACCCGCAAUCGGGACCCAACAAACCCCCGGUCCGAUGG